Molecule: messenger RNA, 1134 nt
Organism: Impatiens glandulifera
Lineage: Eukaryota; Viridiplantae; Streptophyta; Magnoliopsida; Ericales; Balsaminaceae
Product: putative ALA-interacting subunit 4
Exons: 8
Coding region: 1-1071 (356 amino acids)
Cellular component (GO): Golgi apparatus; endoplasmic reticulum; plasma membrane
Source: RefSeq, a predicted model, not a curated record
AUGACUUCCCCUGGCUCUCCUCUGCAACCUGCUUUUCAACUUAUCCUCAACAACUACCUGCUCUCUCAGAACCGACUUCAACUGAUCCUGAACUUCAAAUACAGAGAAUCCAAAUUAAUAUCACAGUUUUUUCAGCAGGAACUUCCUGUCUGCUGGAUGAUUCUGACCCAAAAAAUAGUGACAUUUAUAUUACUGAGCUUCGUCUACAUUUCUUUCGGGAUUGUUGCACUCAAUGCUUCUCGUAACGUGGUUGAAAUUAAUUACCGCUACGACGAUGACUGUAUACCGAUAGAGUUCGGUAACAACAAGGUUGAGUACAUUCAGACAGGUGAAAAUAAAAAAUGCAGCCAAACAUUGACGGUGCCCAACGAUAUGAAGCAUCCUAUUUAUAUAUAUUAUCAGCUCAACAAUUUUCACCAGAAUCAUCUAAGGUACCUGAAAAACCGGAGUAAUGACCAAUUGAGAGAUGUCAUUAACGAGGCUGAGACGGGUACAUGCAGGCCCUUACAUAAGGACAUUGGUGGCUUGCCAAUUGUGCCUUGUGGCCUCGUAGCCUGGAGCUUGUUCAACGACACUUACAGCUUUUCCAGCCGUAACCUGACCAUUCCAGUAAACAAGAAGGGUAUCUCAUGGAAGAGCGACUGGGAACACAAAUUCGGAAGUAAUGUGUUCCCCAAAAAUUUUCAGAGCAGAGGCCAGGUUGGCGGGGCUAGGCUGGAUCCAUUCAUACCCUUGAGUGAGCAAGAGGAUCUUAUGGUAUGGAUGAGGAAAGCGCCUCUUCUCACGUUUAGGAAGCUGUACGGGAAGAUAGAGGUCGAUUUGAAAAAAGGAGAUAAAAUCGACGUGAUUAUCUACAACCGCUACAACACCUACAGCUUCAAUGGCGAGAAGAGGCUCGUUCUUUCCACUACUAGCUUUUUGGGUGGGAAGAACGACUUCCUUGGCAUUAUAUCCCUGGUUGGAGGCGGGCUAUGGUUUCUCAUUGCCCUGGCCUUCAUCCUCAUCAACCAUUUCAAGCCAAGGAUACCUGGAGAUCCAGCCAGCUUGUCAUGGAACCAGCCUCCAGGAUAAGUUGCUUGUCAUGGAAUCAAAUCAAUUUUAGUUAAUAUGAUUUAUUUGUUAUAAUUAAAUCGG